CAGGCCUUAAUGUAGCUGACAAAAAGUAUUGCACAAGAAAAACAGGAUCAUAGAUUCGCAGCGUCUGUCAUGCUAUGCAUUAUGCCAGUAAUGUAAAAUAGUAGUACACAUAUUCACCGAUACGUUACACAUACAAAUACACCUACUUUGCAAAUACUCACGUACGUUCUCGCGAGCUAUUUUUCUUAUAUCGAUUCUGCUUCAGCAUAUAUGAGUUUGCAAGAGAAAGAGAACUGGACUAUGUGUCAUCAGUCAAGCUCGCGCCACACCUGCAUUAUAAAAUAAAUCUACCCAAGGACCAGCAUGCAGAUGUUGAAGAUUUGUUACUCCUUCAAAAUAAACUUACACUUCUGUGAUUAUUUGUAUUUCAAAUGCUAAUAAUAUGCAUGCUAUUUGAACCAAAGAUAUUAAGAUCUUUCAUAAGAUGAUCUUAGAUUUAAUUUGGAGGAAAAGUAGAAGAAAAAGGAAAAGACAUUUCAAUUCAAAAUGUUGCAAGCUGUUAGAUUGCUCACGGAAAUGGCAAGAACCUCAGAUGACAGGUCACGAGGUGAGACUGCUGCGCAGUCUUCAACAUCUAGCUUAGAAGCACCUGUACUUUUUCGUGAAAUCCAUAAAAAUGGUUGGCUGCGUCGUACAGAUACAAAAUCUGAACGCGAAUCAUCACGUUGCUGGGCAGCUUUCUGCGUGCACGACGAUGCCGAUCCACGAAUCGAAGGCUUUAUCGAUCAAAAACAAGCCAAUACACAUUCUUCAGUUUGGUCACAAUCACUACGAAAUGCGCUGCAUUUAUCACCCACACUUUGUGCUACUUCAAAAAAUGAUUAUGAAUUUUGCAUCAACUUCAGCGAUGACAGAAUAAUGAGAUUGGCUGCUCCAACUUAUCAAGCUAUGUUAGACUGGGUGCAGGUGAUAACAAGAAAACUUACUGAUAUGAAAGUACUCAAGCCAAAAGAAAAUGUAUACUCUAAAGGACCCGAGAGGAUAGCUACUAGAGAUCCUACCAGCCCACUGCCACCCCCACCACCUAAUUUGGCUAUGCGUAGUCAAGAAACAGGAGCUACUUCUAAUGCGCCAGCUAUUUUUACAUUCGAUGAUGUAUUCAUCAUUGAAGCAUUACCUCAACGCAGAGCUAGUUUUCGUCAACCUACAAGAUCCGCACCAGCAGUACCUCGUGCUGGUACAGCAACCGGUACAAGUACUUCAGCUGCAAGUAGCAAUGAUACAGUCAAUAAUUCGGGCUACGAAAGUGUAUUUCUGGCUUCUUCGUCCCAUACAAUGAAUGGUGAAAGUCAUUCUCGAUCUCGAUCCAACGGGGCUGUUGGAUUAAGUAGAUCACGCAGUUCGAGCGAUGAAGGUGAACAAUAUGCUGCAUUGAUAGAGUGUCGCAGCCGCUCGGAUAGUAAUCCGGAAGCGUCUACAUCGUUUGCAACUUCUUCGUCCACAUCGUCGUCGUCUUCGAGAUCAAUCAAUCCGAGCCGUUUACAACCACAGCAGCAGCAGCAAAUAGCGAGGGCCCAAUUGACGUUAAGAGAACAUCAAGUUAUGCAAUUGCGAAAAGAAAUGGGACAUCCGGCCGGUGUUAGACUUAAACUUGGCAGGCGAGAUUGCAAAGAUGCUAUUGCUUUUGUUGAUUGUUUUGGUGCCGUAUGGAUUGCUGGUUGGAAACACAAGGAUCAUCCAUUACUUUACAAUGUUUUACACAUCGGAGAUUUAGUAUUAAGUAUAGCUGGAGUUACAUUAACUGGAGCUAGUUCAAUCAGAGAAAUAUUGAAAAACUAUACGUUCCCACGUGUAGAAAUGAUAGUCAGGCGUUUGCCACAUGGUCGCGUUACUACCUUGACCCGAAGGAGCGAGGAAGAAAAUUUUGGUCUCGAUCUGAAUGGCAGCAAUGAAGUUGUCUCUGUAUCGCCGACUGCACAAGCUCUCGUAUUAUCCGCCCGAGCGAAUCCGGCCGAUCCAAGUGCAGAUGUGGGUGCAACAGUUAGUUGGACACUAACCGAAGUUAAUAAUAAACCGUUAAAUCUUUACGAGCCAAGCGCGAGUGACCGGUUGAAUGGUGGAGUCGGUAGAGAUGUAUCCGUAGUGUUGCAGCCCAGUGAUUUAAUGAAUGGUUUAAAAAAAAAAUUGCGAGGUGUACGUGGAUGGAAAAAUUUUGUAAUGCCAUGAACGGUUAAAUUUUUAUUGAAAAAUCAUUUUCAAACCAUCCCAUCAAGACUGUUUAGCUUGUAAAAAUUUAUUUUGAAUCAGUCUUUUUACCAAAAAUUUUAUAAAUGAUAUAACAAAAAAUAGAUUGAAGUUUUGACGAGAGAUAGCGAUAAGUAUACACAAGCAACGUGGUAUUUUAUAAAAUGAAAUAAGUUACUUUUGUGAUAAUUAUUUUAAUAAAAUUACCUAGAAUUCAACAAAUGUAGUUUAUCUAGAUAAUUUGUCUUAAAACUGAAAUAAGGUAAUUUAAAAUUUAUAGUUUAUGUAAUAAAAAACAAAUUUGAGUAUAGGAAUAACGAUAGUAUUAUAGUAAAAUAUCCGCUUCUGAAUGAAGAUUGUUGUAACUUAUACAAGUAGUUUAUGUUAUCAUAUAUAUUUUUUUAAAAACUAUUAUUAUUUUUACGAUUAUUAUUUAUUUAAUAAAUAUAUUAUCACAGAUUUAUUAGUCAUAAAACAAACUUUUCAUUUGAAAUGAAACUGUUAAGCAAAUAAACAAAUCAGUUUCUUGCAGAAUAAAAACUAAUUUUUGAAAACUUCUAUUAUAUUAUUAGUUAUAAUCGAAGUUUAUAAUCUAGAUAGUUAUAACAGGAUUUUUUUAGAAGCGGUGAUUAUAUUUCUUGUAAAAUCAUUUUAUAGUUUUAUACACUUAGUAAUGACUAAAAGUAUAGAAUUUGAACUUUUGUAUGUAAUGGCAAACCAGAAAAACAGUCAGAUUUUUGUAAAAGAUUUGAAAUUUAUAUUGUAUAUUUACGAAUAAAGUAAAAAAUGUAUAUAAAUUUAUGAA
Molecule: messenger RNA, 2989 nt
Organism: Trichogramma pretiosum
Lineage: Eukaryota; Metazoa; Arthropoda; Insecta; Hymenoptera; Trichogrammatidae
Exons: 6
Coding region: 487-2166 (559 amino acids)
Cellular component (GO): cytoplasm; plasma membrane
Source: RefSeq, a predicted model, not a curated record